This is a messenger RNA of Heterocephalus glaber (naked mole-rat), 4960 nucleotides long. The record is from RefSeq and is a predicted model, not a curated record. NCBI's taxonomy places the organism in Eukaryota, Metazoa, Chordata, Mammalia, Rodentia, Bathyergidae.
AAGAAAAACUGGGUCUCGAGAUUAUUUUUGUUUUGCAGGUUGUCUUUCUGGACGAUUAAACGCUCGAAUUUUCUUUCAAGAAGCUGUCUCUGGUCACCGUGUUACUGUGGUGGUGGGGGGGCACAUCACUUCUUUUCACUUUUAAUUCACAUUUUACAGUGCACUCCGUCUUGAGAGCGAAAUAGGGGUGCUAAGCCAGGACAGCCUCACUAUUCCCCUCCCCACGCCCGUCCGCUCCCGGGGGGCCCAGGUACCGGCUGAGUUCAUCACUCCCGAGUCCUUAGAGAAGCGGGAACAGAGGACCCGGAGGGGCUCAGGUUGCACCAGAGCAGUGCAGCUCUGUACAAUCCCUGGGCUCUGCGCUCCUGGGUCCUCCGAUGGGUCCGGCUGGAGAGCGGCUCUGAGCGCCGACCUCAGGGGGCGCAGGGCGGGUCCGGCUGGGGUGGGGAGGUCCUAGUCCGGCGCCCCAGAGCGGCCGGGGAAGGAGGCGCCUGGAGCCUGGUCCCCGCCUUGGUCCGCGCGGAGCCCGCGGGUUGGGCGGCGGUGGAGACGCUGCCCCGCCGAGCCCGGGAGGGAGGAGCUUGCCUCGGCCGCCGGACUGAGUGCCGGGCAGCCUCGCACAGUCAGCAGCUCCCCUAAGCGGCCCGCGGGACCUGGGGACACCUUGCCGCCUGGGCCCCCGGCCCCGCUCCGCCCCUCCACGGCUCCGCUGGCGGCCACGCGGCGGGAACUCCGGGGACGAUGCUCGAGCGUCCGGCGACCUGGGGCGCGCUGCUGCUGCUGGGCUUCGCGGGGCUGCGCAGUGGCCUGGGGUCGUCGCUACUGACAGGUUCUGUUGCAAAAUGUGAAAAUGAAGGAGAGGAGCUCCAGAUCCCUUUCAUCACAGACAAUCCAUGUAUAAUGUGUAUGUGCCUGAACAAGGAAGUGACUUGCAAGCGGGAGAAGUGCCUGGUGCUGCCACGCGACUGUGCCCUGGCCAUCAAGCAGAAGGGCACCUGCUGUGAGAGCUGCAAAGGCUGCACCUAUGAAGGAAACACCUACAAUAGCUCCUUCAAGUGGCAGAGCCCCACCGAGCCCUGUGUCCUGCGCCAGUGCCAGGAAGGUGUUGUCACAGAGUCUGAGCUGCAUUGUGUUGUUCACUGUGGAAACCCAACAGAGCACCCAGGAGCCUGCUGCCCCACCUGUCCAGGCUGUGUGUUUGAAGGCAUGAGGUACCGAGAAGGAGAGGAAUUUCAGCCAGAAGGGAGCAAGUGCACCAAGUGUUCCUGCCUCGGAGGCAGGACACAGUGCGUGAGAGAAGUCUGCCCCAUUCUCUCUUGUCCCCAGCACCUUAGUCACACACCCCCAGGACAGUGCUGCCCCAAAUGCUUGGGUCAGAGGAAAGUGUUUGACCUUCCUUUUGGGAGCUGCCUUUUUCACAGCAGUGUGUAUGACAAUGGAUCCUCAUUUCUCUAUGACAACUGCACAGCAUGUACCUGCAAGGAUUCCACCAUGGUGUGUAAGAAGAAGUGUUCCCAGCCUGGCAGCUGUGACAGAGGUGAGGAGGCCUGUUGUGAGCAAUGCCUCCUGCAAUUGCCCCCAGAGGACGUUAGUGUGUGCAAGUUUGGGAACAAGAUUUUCCAGUGGAGAGGUCCCACCCUCUGGCCCAGCUCCCACAGAACCCUGUGCUCUGUCCCACAGGAGGGUGAGGUAUGGUCUUUGCCCAACUGCACCAUCUGUGCUUGUGUGACUGGCAAGACGGAGUGUCGCAGGAAGCAGUGUGUGCCUAUCAGCAGUUGCCCACAGGGUAAAAUUCUCAACAGAAAAGGAUGCUGCCCCAUUUGCACUGAGAAGCCUGGAGUCUGCACGGUGUUUGGAGACCCUCACUACAACACUUUUGAUGGCCGGACCUUUAACUUUCAGGGCACUUGUCAGUACGUGCUGACCAGAGACUGCUCCUCCCCUGCCUCGUCCUUCCAGGUGCUGGUGAAGAAUGAUGCCCGGCGGACACACUCCUUCUCCUGGACCAAGUCGGUGCAACUAGUUCUGGGCUCGGGCACCGUCAGCCUAGAGCAGCACCUGGCCGUGCGCUGGAAUGGCUCCCGUGUGGCCCUGCCCUGCCAUGGGCCCUACUUCCACGUGGACCUGGAUGGCUACCUGCUGAAGGUGACCACCCGAGCAGGUUUGGAAAUAUCUUGGGAUGGAGACAGCUUUGUAGAGGUCAUGGCUGCUCCUCAUCUAAAGGGAAAGCUGUGUGGUCUUUGUGGCAACUACAAUGGACAUAAACGUGAUGACUUAAUUGGUAGAGACGGCAGCUUCAAGUUCAAUGUGGAUGACUUUGCUGAGUCUUGGAGAGUGGAGUCCAAUGAAUUCUGCAGCCAACCACGAAGGAGACUAGUGCCUGAACUGUGCCAUGGGACAGUGAAGGUGAAGCUGCGAGCCCAUCGAGAGUGCCAGAAGAUCAAGUCCUGGGAGUUUCAGACCUGCCACUCCACGGUGGACUAUGUCACAUUCUACAGGAGUGUCUGAAGUUGAUAACAGUUGUUCAAGAAGAUGAGGAUAUCUAGCUUGAAUCUCAUCAACAAACGCCUGCCCUUUCAUGCAUAUCAAGAACUCACACCUUGGAAACCACUUGGCAUGCUCUACUCAUGGAUCAUCUCCAGAUUCCCAGCACCUCAAACAGCCAUCACAACAAAAGCAUUUGACAUCAUCAUUGCAACCAACAUAAUAAAAACCAGCACUUGCAAGCUGCUCAGGCUGAACUGGAACAGUAGAUGGCCAGUAUAUAAAUGUUCUCAUUCAAGCUGUGUCUGCAUGCUCAGAUUUGAAAUACUAAAUCUCAGCAUUUCCAGAGAAUUUUCCAAAAAUGGGCAGUUGGGAAAAUGUCUCUGAUGUUCUGACAUGGCAUCAUCCUUUGGCUCCCAGUUACUCAGCUUUCCACCGCAGGCAGAGCAGGCAACCCUACCUCCAGGUCCUGUAUAAUAAAAACCAGCUUUUGCCAAGUCUAAUGGUGACAAAAGGUUAAUGGCCAUAUUCUGUAAGUAAAAAUCUGGCUUCUUCAGUACUCCCGGGAUAACUGUAGGGGUUAGUCCUCCCUGGAGAGAAGUCUUCCACUGCUCUGCAGUUAAGAGGGUUUGGUGAAAGGAUGGAACAAAAACCACUGAAUGAGCCACUGUGUUCCAAAGUAGGAGAUAAUGAAUGUGUCAAGCUGUUUCUCACUACAGAGUUAUUCUUAGAGGUGGAUUGCAGGCUAGCUGAAAUCAGAUUCUGAAUAAAGCUACAUCUGGGGUAUAGCUAUUUAUGCUUUCCAAUAGGAUUGUCUCCUUGUUUCCAAUUAUCCAGCUUCAGGCCACAACAGAAGCUUUUGACUUUGUAUUUCACACCAGUGUAAUAGAAACCAGCAUGAACAAGACUUCUUUCUGAAACAGGAACACAACUGGGAAAAGCUGAAUAUGUAGACAUUCUGUAGAGUUCACAUGAAAAGUCAUACUUCAUUUUUUGUUUGCUGUCAUUUGUCCAAUUUGGCAAGAUUGUGCUCUCUUCCAUUAUAGUUUUAAUUUUUUGAUAUGAGGGACCUUGGACAACUCUUUGGGAGGUAGUUUUGUUCAUGAGUGCAUGAGAGAAGUUUUUCAUGGCUAAAAGUUUUCGCAUAAAAUUUCUCAUCUCUUCACACUUAGAUUUUUACCACAAAAAAGGGAUCAAAUGAGAGACUCCUACUUAUGUAGAAUUCACUACACCUUCUUUAUAGAAUUUAUAACUGAGUAUACACUCAGGUAUGAUGAAUCACUCUCCUAAAUUACCGAGAUACUACUUAGCACUCUCUGGGAUGAUUAACUCUUAUAGGUAACCCAAAUGCUAUUUGCUCAUAGUUUGGUGUAAUAACUAACGUAAAGACCUGACACAUUUUAUACACUUUUGAACAUAUUAAAACUCUUUGAUUUUUCAAAAAAGUUUAUACUCUUAAAAUUCUAGGUAACUAUAGAAUAAUUAAAUUAUGCCUUUAAUUAAAUUAUUAUUUAAUUUGGUUAUAAGCUAUGAAGUCUGAAUAUCAGGCCAAUCACUGGAUAAGCCACCAGAAUAAAGUUAUAAUGUAGGCUUUUUUCCCUUAUAAGCUCUUUGAUAUGACAUCCAAAUUAACCUCAUUUUAUUCUAACAAACAAAAAUAAUUGCUCAUACUAUCGAAAGUCUAAUUCUAAUGGCUUAUCAUCAAAGUAUUUACUUAAGUUACAUUAGCAUCAGUUAAUAACAUUUGGGGAAGUCAAGCUUUAUUGAAUCUAUGUGAUAUCGCAUGAAUUUUGCUUAGUGUUUAUAAACUGUUAACUCUUCUUUGUUUAAAAUUAUUUACACUUCUUUCAACUUCCUGAAGUAUCACUAUAUUGUCUUUCUUCCUAAUUGUGUGUAUCAAUUACAACUGUUCAACUAAGGUAUUUUCUCCAUAAACUUAACUAGUUAACCAUAAAAUUUCCACAACAUUUUAAAAAUUAAAUAACCUGCUCUUCGUUUAGGGACCAUUCAGUUAUAAUACUGGCCAUGUGGUAAUUUAGGAUCAAUUUAUCAAAAGACACAUUUUUCUUCUGUUAUCACUAAUGUCUAACAAAAUAUUACUACCAACAGAACUACUGCAUACACAUAAUAUAACAGUAAUUUACUAAGCUUCUUUCUAAAAACAAAAUUACACUUCAAACCAUAUCCCUUUAUAACGUUUUAGAGUCCCCACAAUGGGAUUUAUUUCUGUAUAGAGGAAAAGUAGGGGGAAGAAGGCUCUUCAGAGCUGUAAAUCUUAGCGCUGGUGCAGAGGACAGGGCAGCCUCCCCCUUUGGCCUCCGGAGAGCCAGGAAACAGCGGUGCCCACCCAGAGUGCAGCCUGGAUCCACCAGCUCCCCUUUGCCUCUGGCGUUCCCGAAACCCCUUGCCCCAGCUGUACACUUUUGUUUUGAAGAAAAUUUAAAAAAAAAUAAAAGUAUGAAUUAUACUCUGCAAA